AUGUCUGCCUUACCUCACUACUUGAUCUUCAACCCAACCUAUGGAAUUCUAGCAUGCCAAAUCCAUAAAAUUGCUCUCCAUCCAACUAAAAUAAAUGAUCAUGUGACUAAGGAUCAUCAUGGCAACCUGCUAGAUCUAGCUUCUAUUAGGGUCCUAACCCUACAGGCUAGUUUGGAAGCAAUUCGCCUAAUUGAGCCAAUUCAACCUCUGGAAUAUCUCUUGCCACCUAGGCCAGGUUUUCAAUGCAAAAAAUGUGGCAAUUUAAAGCUUAGUCAGCAAAAUAUAAGGAUUCAUAUUCGUCAACAACACCAGAUUAAGGGUUAUUCAAGCCAGGAUAUUCAGGCAACCAACUGCCUAAUUCAAACCCUAGAUGGUGAUAGCUAUAUAUUUUUAGUUAUAUCACCUGACCAACCUAUUCACCCAAGCCUAACCCUAAAGCGGUCACGCCCUGAUUCAAUUAGUCAGACACAACCUCAGGCACGCCCUAGGGUUCAGGCAUCUCCAGGCAUUAAUGCAACCCAAUUAGCUACCCAGCUCCAGGAGGGGUUUUCAUCCAAAAUUAAUGCUAUUCGUGCUGAGCGAAUUAUUUUGGCUAGUGGGUCAACUUAUGAAGCAAAUAGCUUCCAUCUCCACUCGCAAUACCCCACCUUCCUAAACAGGAAGGAUUCUGCUAUUCUAGAACAAUUAUUUCUUCUAGAACCCUACCAGAAUGAAUUCCUUUCUGCUGUAACCCACCGCCUGCUUGUUUUAGGUCAACUUUCUAUGGCUAGGACCUCAAUUCCAGCCCUAAUGGCCUUAAAUUCUUUCAGCCAAGACCAACUAGCUAUUCGUCCAAUGAGAAGGCUUCAAAAUCCAGAAAGUUUAAAAAAAUAUGGCCUUAUUUUUCGGGCAUUCAUUAUUUUUUUGAUCCAGACCUUCCAGCAUCAGUUGCCUGGGGCAACUAACCCUAAAUCUAAUCUUUAUAGAUUAGAUGGAGCAGAUAUGGACUUAUUAAGCAACUUGACCGCCUUCCUGAAUGAGAUACCAGCACCUGAAAAUAUGGCAGAAUUAACCCCUAACCCUAGGGCAUGGGAUGACUGCCUAGAUAAUUCUGAUUCUGAGUCAGAUGAUGAUCACUAUCUACCAACCCUACUAGACAGUGAAUGGAAGCCUAAAUUCAGCAAGGUAUUAGUCAUGAAGGGGUUAGGGUUAGUAGUUGAAUUAGUCAUGCAACUACUCAGGCAGCAAACAACUCAACCAACCCAAACCCCAUUAUAUGCCUUUUUCGCCUGUUUUUCACGUGACUAUGCACGUGACUGCUUUAAACCAGUUGGUCAGAUUAGUCAGCUUUAUUCUGCCAUGAUUAAAUGCCACCAAUUCACCAUCCUAUAUUGGUUUCAUGCUGAAAUUCUGCCAACUGACCCUGACCGCUUUGAAUAUGAGAUGCGCCCAUUUUUUCAAGAUCUUAUGACUAAUUACCUCACCGCCCAAUCAGAGUCUCCAUUAGGGCAUGUCUUAGGGCUUCGGAAUCUAGCCCUAUAUCUAGUUCGGAUGGAUUCAGCCCUAGGUGAAGUCAGCCUGGUUGCCCCAGAAACCUUGCGAUUUCGGGAUAUUACAGUUAGCAAAACAAACCUGACCGCCUUCCUAAUUCAGUCAAUUCAGGAACUUGCCCACCAGCUAUCCAAUGACCUGUUUUUAGGGUUUUCAAACUUUUUAAGCUUCCAAGCUAACCCCAUGACCUUAGGGUUAGCCUCACAAUAUGAAUCCUUUAGUAAUACUACUAAUAAUUUUGGGAUUCAGGCUAACCCCAUGGGUUUAGGGUUAGCUCAGUUUUUGGUCAAGCUAGCCCUGGCAGACCCUGAAUGGCUGGAUCUACCAAAUUCUACCAUUAAUUAUGCACGGGCCAACCAAUAUUUAGCAACCUCAGGCACCUUCUUGAAGACCCUAUUAGCGGUGAUCUGGCGCAAUUCAACUACUACCCCCCGAAAUAUAUAUCUGGAUCCAGCAAGUCAAUUAUUCCUAAUUUGGCUAGGCUAUUCAAAAACCUUUUCAAUGACUGGCCUAACUGCUGAGGCAAUUAGGGUUUUACCCCAAUCUCUUUCCUAUUUUGUACUAGUCUAUUUACUAGUCAUUCGACCUUUUGAAGAAUUCCUGAUACUAUCAAUCAACCAACAACUGCCUCCUAAUGAUUAUUUGCUAUUUUUAGAUUGGAAAUCUUCUCAUCCAAUCUCAUCCCGAACCUUAUCCAGAACCCUAGGAUUGCUGAGUCAUCGGUUACUAGGGCAACGAAUUACAAUUAGUCCCUGGAGACACCUGACUAAGGCAUUUAUUUGUCAUGGUCUAAAAAUAGACCCCCUAGCCUAUUUUGGCAGUGAAGAGGAUGAAUUUGACCUGGAGACCUUAGGCGCUAAACAAAUGCAUCACUCAAGGUCACGUGGUCAGCUAACCUAUGGCCGUAUGGAAACCAGCUUCCUAGGGGUAGCCCCAGAUACCCAAAAUGCACUAGUGGAUUUUAGUCAGCGUUGGCAUGCCUAUUUAGGCCUAGCGCCUGAUCAGCUAAUCUUAGGGUCCUUGUUUUACCCUAGAUCUAGCUUCCAACCCCAACUACAACCCCAAUUGCAACCCCAAUUGCAACCCCAACCAGAUAUCCGAAUUCCAAUGCCUUUGGCAGAACCCCUGGUCAAGUUUAGGGUUACUAGGCGGUCAGACCAUGAACUACCCCAAAACCCUAUUUCUAUUGGGGAAUUCCAUGAAUUCAUGUCAUUAUAUGGUUCAAAUUUCACGCCUAGCCUAGAUAGGCAGGAGUCAGGUGAUGAAUUUGAUGAAUUCCAGCUAUCUAGGAAGGAUUCACUACCUAACCCUGACCACCUGCCUAUUCUAUCCCUAGGGGUUUUGGAUAGGGUCCUGCAGGAUUUCUUCCAGGAUAAUUCUGCCACUUUUCGGUCACCUAAGCAACGGGAGGCCUUUCAUCUAAUCAUGACUAAGCCAUCAUAUUGCUUUAUUGUUCUACCUACUGCUGCUGGUAAAACAACACUAUUCCUAAUUGGGGCUAGCUUGGCAACUAGUCAUACUACCAUUAUCAUUUCACCACUGAUAUCACUAAAAUUGGACCUCCAAACCAAAGCAACUGCCUUAGGCCUCCAACCAAUCCUAUGGGAUGUGUCAUGUGAUAUGAUGUCAUCAAACCUGGUUCUUAUUCAAAUUGAGCAUGUGGUUGACCCCAAAUUCCUAGGGCAGGUUCAAACCCUAAUCCAACAACAUAAAUUGGAUCGAAUUAUUUGGGAUGAAUGUCACAUGAUCCCAUUAAGUCAGCAUUUUCGUCCAAUUAUGCAUAGGGUUAAGCAGGUUAUGCAGUUGCCAGUUGCUAUGGUAUUUAGUACUGCCACCCUAUCUAGCCCUAUUCGGCAGGCGGUGAUGGAUAUGUUUGAAUUACGUCAAUUUUUUGGGGUUAUUCCAAGCAUCCAGGAUGACCUAACCCUAAAAAAUAUAGAAUAUGGGGUUAUUGAAAUUCCAAAAACCCUAAACCCUACUAAAACCCCUGGUUUUCUGCUAGACUUUAUUCACCGCUUUGAAGCAACCCGCCAUGACCAGUUGCCUCAGGCAGCUACUAUUAUUAUCUUCUUUCUAUCUAAAAGUAGCCUGAGGCAGUUUUAUGAGGCAUUUAGGGUUAAAAUUCCAGCCCUAGCUUGUUUCCAUGGGGAUAUGUCAGAUGCAAUAAAGCUGGCAGAAUUGGCCAAAUUCAAAAGCGGUGAAGCACGGAUCCUACUAGCAACCCCUGGGGUAGGGGCUGGAUUUGACUUUGAUCACGUGGAUCUAAUUAUUCACUACCAGGGGUCAUAUUCAUUCUCGGAUUUUAUGCAAGAAUCUGGGCGGGCUGGGCGGAAUCCUAGGCGGUCAGCAUGGUCAUACUGCCUAGUUCGGUCAUAUGACAGGCAGAAUCGAGUGAAUGACUCAGCUAACCGCCUGGAGUUUCGGAAAUAUUUGAAUGAGCAAAUAUGUCGCCGGCGGCCAAUCUCUAGGAACUUUGCCCUCAGCCCUAUUGAGUCAUGUGAUCCUAGCUGGGCCCAAUGUGAUCUAUGUCAGUCACGGGAUAGCCAGUCUAACCCUAUUCGGCAGGCGGUCAAGCAAUAUUAUCAAACAGCUGCCCAGCAAAUUGAAUUCCUAGGAAGGGUGGUUAAAUUAUGGCAGGAAAGUUACUGUCUAGUUUGCUUUUUAAAAUGGGAUAGAUCUAAAUUACUAGAUCCUUCUAUAUCUACUAGGAUUUUUGCCCAUUUAUUUGAAAAUUGCCCUGAAAAUGCUACUUGGGUAAUUCAACUUGAGCAAUUUAGGGCUUCUUUGGGUAACCCUAUUCCAGAUACAUGCUGUUUUAGGUGUUUUCUACCUACUAAGGUUUGUAAGGGUCCUAAUGAAAGUAAUAAAGGUCUCACAUGCCUAGCACCUGACCUAGUUGCAUUAUUAUGGAUCCUAACAAAGCAGAAUUUAGAUCAAAUUCAUGCAAACCCUACUAAAUAUUGGAGGGUUGAAAUUCUGCCUGAAAAUCUAGGCAACCAGACCUUCCUAAAAUAGAAAUGGGAUCUAGAUACUGAAAUUACUGAAGGAGCCCUUUAUUUCUACUACUUUUUUCUAAAUAUAUCUAAAUUACAGCCAAAAAUUAUACAG
This is a messenger RNA of Aspergillus ochraceoroseus IBT 24754, 4638 nucleotides long. RefSeq lists its product as uncharacterized. The coding region runs from base 1 to 4545 and encodes 1514 amino acids. Gene Ontology annotation, biological process: double-strand break repair via homologous recombination. Gene Ontology annotation, cellular component: chromosome; cytoplasm. The record is from RefSeq and is a predicted model, not a curated record. The transcript has 3 exons. Gene Ontology annotation, molecular function: ATP binding; 3'-5' DNA helicase activity; nucleic acid binding. Lineage: Eukaryota; Fungi; Ascomycota; Eurotiomycetes; Eurotiales; Aspergillaceae.